Molecule: messenger RNA, 1495 nt
Organism: Ylistrum balloti
Lineage: Eukaryota; Metazoa; Mollusca; Bivalvia; Pectinida; Pectinidae
Exons: 7
Coding region: 67-945 (292 amino acids)
Source: RefSeq, a predicted model, not a curated record
GGAAUUGUGUGACUGUUAUCAUUUAAAAUCAUAAAUAUCUCGAUUUGGGAUAAAACGGAAGUAGAAAUGGAAAGUGUAAGUAACAAUAAACCCCAAAAGGAAACACGCGAGGACGAGAAAGAAACAAACACAUCGACGGAGACAAAACAAAGUGAUGGCGACGCAGAAACUGUCACGAGGAAAGAAGUGGAGCAAAAGGAUGUGGCUGGAGUGACAGGUGAAGAGAAAGGAGCUGAAGGAAUCGAGCAGGAGAGAGAGGAAGAGGAUAUAAAAGUGGUGUACAAAUUUCGGGACUUCAACCCAAAUAUGGUGAAGGCAUGGGAAAACGUCUUUAGUGACCAUUGUGGUGAAGGUGGUGGAGUAGAGGUUUCUGCUGGUGACAUAUUCAAAGGAGCCCCAGCAGCUGAUGCCUUGGUAUCUCCUGCCAACAGCUUUGGGUUCAUGGAUGGAGGAAUUGAUAUGGUAUACACUAGACACUUUGGCUGGCAGAUGCAGCACAGAUUACAGGAUGUGAUCAGGAAGGAACAUGAUGGUGAACUGUUAGUGGGUGAUGCUGUGAUAAUUCCUGCUUAUGAUGAAGCUGGUAUCUCUAAGGAGACAGAUGAAGUUUAUAAUGAAGGUCAGCCCAUCAAAUAUCUGGUGUCUGCCCCAACAAUGAGGAUACCUAUUGAGGUAGAUGAGACACCUAAUUCCUACCUGGCUUUCCGUGCUGUAAUACUGGCUGUCAAGAAGCACAACAGGAGGGUUGAUGUUGAGCCAAUCAGAAGUGUUUUAUGUCCAGGACUAGGUACUGCCGUUGGACAGAUGCCGUUCCAUCGAUGUGCUCAACAGAUGUUAGUUGCUUACGAGACGUAUGUAUUGGGCAACCAUCCUGAGAGACUGACACCCAAAAGUCUUUUCCAUAUGGUGAAGGAUCAUGAUGAGAUGUGCUAUAGCAAGGGAUGAAAGGAUGGAAAUAUUGGGACCCUCUAAUCCUCAAUAUUAUCACACAUCCUGUGGAAGAUGAAGACAGACUAACUCUUACAUGCUGUUGUAGAAUUAUCCUCAUUUUGUUUAAUAUUAAGUUACUUAUAGUUACAUUGUGACGUUUCCAGAUCUGUAUGCCUCUCAUGAACACCAUCAAAAUACCACGUUUUAUCGACAUAUAUCUAAAACCAAAAAUGUUCUUAUAGUAAGAUUUUAGUGCAAUAAGUGUUGUGACUAUUAGUGUUGAUGUCGAAGUUUAGUUCAAUGCUAGUUUUUGUGAAAGCACCUGGAUAUACGUUGUUGCGUUUCCAUCCAAUUCACCAUUCCUAUACUGCUGUUGUUGAAACUUUGUACAGGUGUAGCAUUCAACACUCAAAUUUACUCCAGUCAGCAUGUAGAAGAGAAGUCUAAUACAUUGGCUGAUUUAGACUGAUAGCACAUCGAAGGGAACAAGCUGUACACAUUUUGAACUGUGAUAUUUCUUUGAAAAUGACAUUUGUUAGUGUCUUUUUCAUUUAUUUCCUAUGUA